This is a messenger RNA of Gadus morhua (Atlantic cod), 2320 nucleotides long. It is a transcript of the gene lmcd1, whose product is annotated as LIM and cysteine-rich domains 1. Gene Ontology annotation, molecular function: zinc ion binding. The record is from RefSeq and is a predicted model, not a curated record. The transcript has 7 exons. Lineage: Eukaryota; Metazoa; Chordata; Actinopteri; Gadiformes; Gadidae. Bases 309 to 1295 code for a protein of 328 amino acids.
UCUCUCUCUCUCUCUCACCCCCUCUCUCACCCCCUCUUUCUCUACCUGUGGAAGCUGGGUUUUCAACAAGAGGGAGAGGGAGAGAAAGGGGAGGAGAGUGAGCAAGAGAGACAGAAAGCUUAUUUUGUAUUGACAGAUCAGUCAGUUUUGGGGUGUAGAGGUACUUUUAUUGUUGAAUAUCCUGUGGUUUCCUGUCAAUAGGAAGUGCCAAAAGACUCCUUUUCCCGAGUAGAAGAGUUAAGGACCUCACUGAAGCCACCCCAAAACAUCUGGAGGAGCAGAGGAUAAGUUGAGGAGCCUGAAGAGAAAUGAGCAGAAAAGAGAAGACCAGAAAGGAGGGAUGCCUGAUAUGUAAACAGAGUUGCCUUGGAUACCAGCAACACCUCUGGAGGAAGGUGUGUGGGUGCGGCUGUAGUUGGGCAGACCACACCCCCAGCUGUGAUGCUGAGGACGACCAACGAAUGGGACGCCUGCUGGCCGACUCGCCCUGCUCUCAUUUGACGACCAAGGUGAAAGGGGGCGGCGGCCUGCGUGUGUACAAGAGGAACCGGAUGAUUGUGACCAAUCCCGAUGCAACACGUAAAGACCCCACCUUCGAGACCACCACCUACACCUGGUGCCCUGCGGGAGUCAGCCAGACCCUGGCCCUCCAGUACAUGACGUUGUUCCCAGAGGCACUAGGGGCCCAGUGGGGAGAGGAGGGCUCCCUGGCCCGCAGGAGGCGCCUCCAGGAUCAGCUCCCCCCCUACGACGUGGACCCCAUGCUCUGCAAGGGCCUGCUCUCCGACCAAGAGAUCUCCACCAUGCUGCUGUUUGUCAGGGGCUACAAACAGGAAGUCCUCGGGGUGGGGGAGGUGGCCUUGGCUGGAGGGGCCGACACUCUGGUGGAAGCUGCCACUCAGCGAGGGGCAAAGGAGGCCAAGGAGAAGGAGAGCAGCGAUGGGAUGGCUGAAGAAACUCAACAUGUGUGUGCAGGGUGUGGUGAGGGGGUUGCAGCCGACAGCCCAGCUGUUUUUGCCGAGCGUGCCGGUUACCAUAGCAACCUGUGGCACCCUACCUGCUUCUGCUGCUCAGAGUGUUGUCAGGGGCUGGUGGAUCUGGUGUACUUCUGGUCCAACGACAAGCUGCUCUGUGGUCGACACUUCUGUCAGACAAAGUGGCCACGCUGCUCUGGGUGUGACGAGUUGAUCUUCAGUCCGUCAUUCCGGACGGGGUCAGACGGACGGACAUUUCAUCACCAUCACUACUGCUGCUGGCGCUGUGGAACCGACCUGGACACACCCUGUGCCUGCUAGAUCCUAGAUACUCCCUGUUAGAACCCUGACAUACCCCAACACCUUGAACCCCUAGAUACUCCCUGUUAGAACCCUGACAUACACCCUAUUAGAGCCUAGAUACACCGUUAGAACCCCUAAACACACCCUAUUAGAGCCUAAACACACCCUGUUAGAGCCUAAACACACCCUAUUAGAGCCUAAAUACACCCUAUUAGAGCCUAAAUACACCCUAUUAGAGCCUAAUCACACCCUAUUAGAGCCUAAACACACCCUAUUAGAGCCUAAAUACACCCUAUUAGAGCCUAAACACACCCUGUUGCAACAAAUGAAGAGAAUAACAACAUGGAUGCAGUACCAGGGGUGUACUGAAGGAGCCCUACAUGGAGGAACCUCUCGUUUUCAACAUUCUCCAAGUGCAAAUAUCAGGCUGUGUUCGUAUCGGUUCACUUCUUCCUAAACGCUGGGCUCGUCAUGCGUUCUUGUUCAUUUGGCAGGCUGAACCUGGCAACCCCGCGUGAGCUUCAAGUCUGGGAGUAGAGGGCGGGCAGAUACAACUCUCCAAUAUGGAAUAUGGCCAGGACCACACUUCCCAUUUUAAGGGCUGGGUGUCAAUGUCAGAUAUUUCUCCUGGAAGUGCCCUAUAUAGGGAUAUAGUGCAAUACUCAAUACACUACAACAUGCCCUAAAUAGUUUACUAUAUAGGGCACAAGUGGACCGAUUGGGGCUAAGCCAGGGUUUGUAUUAGCGUAAUUUUGUCCAAGUACUCUCUCCCUUUCUACUGUUCUCCUUUCCCAUCUGUACCUCUCCUAUCCUCCUGAUUAUUUCGGAAGUACAUUUAAGAGUUAAUGUUAAAUUGUUGUUUUAUGUGGUACUAAUUCUAGCUGUUAUCAGCAUAGUGUUGUGUGGAAAACUGCAAUACUGGAAUAUUUUGGUUUUGUUUUGUAAAUAACAUUAGGCACCAGUGAUGUCAGAACAUCCUUGCUAUUAAUAAGUGUCCCCUUAUAUUCUCACUGUUGAUUCUCUUCAGAUAUAAAACCUUUCAA